This is a messenger RNA of Suillus subalutaceus, 3453 nucleotides long. RefSeq lists its product as uncharacterized. Lineage: Eukaryota; Fungi; Basidiomycota; Agaricomycetes; Boletales; Suillaceae. The record is from RefSeq and is a predicted model, not a curated record. Gene Ontology annotation, molecular function: protein binding. Bases 1 to 3183 code for a protein of 1060 amino acids. The transcript has 15 exons.
AUGCUCUCCACGACGCCGACGCCCUUGAAGCGUUCUGGCACAGGUCCGCCAAGUGCUUUCCCGCGUUCCUUGUAUGCUUCCACUAGCAGCACUACAGACUCGAAUGGAAAUCGAGACGCAGUGUCAUCAACCCCGUCUCGAGCACGCGUCGUUUCAGAAACAUCUGUCCCAACUCCAUCACAUCAACACCGUGUUUCAGUCAACUUCGCCUCUCCCAAACCAGCUAUAAAUUUUACAUCUCCAAGUCCUGCAAAGCACAAGAACAAUCCUUCAUCCGCGUCAGUCCGCGUGCGUACCGCAAGCUCUGCUACUUCCAAUUCAGCAUCAGUAUUUGGAAGCGGCGAAAUGGCUUCUCUGACCAGGAGUGUCUCCAUGGAGAGUACUCCGACUACUGUACCCCCGUCUUCUGCGCCUAAGCCCCACUCAAGCAACACACCCUCAAAACCUUCAAUAAACACGCCUUCAACCACACCUUCCAAAUUGUCUCCUCUCGCUCGUACCCAGCUACAGCGUACACCAUCAGGGACAUCCAGUAUGACACGGUCCCCUGGUACAAAAAAUAUGCACUCUCCGAGUCCAAAAGUCCGUUCUCCUGGCUCAAACUUCAUGGGUAAAGAGCCCGUCGCGUUGCUGUCCGAAUCGCUCGCCUCAAAAAGAGCUAUGGCCGCAAGCGCCAUGGGCGGGACAAGAAUAGGGAGCGUCUUCAGCGAUGGUACCGGGAGUAUCAUCGGAGGUCCAAGACACGUGAACGGACGCGUCAUGAACGGUGCCGUGAUCAAUUUGAACGAUGACACGGGUCUGGAGGAUAUUUGGGAUCAUGAGGAUGAUGGGAUGACGUUUGAUAUGGUUACGGAUGUGGAUGGGGAAGGCGAUGAGGAGCUCGACCAAGCCCUCACCCAAAUCCGUACCCUCCACACCUCUAAACUCCUAGCCUACAAGCGCCUCCUCGAACGCGCGCACGCAAGUAGUGCAGCGCAGGUUUAUCAUCUUCAAGCUCAACUCGCAGAAUUGCGUUCCAAGUCUCAGUCUCAGGCUCAAGGGUCUUUGCAACUGGAGGGGGGUGAGUAUUGUGUUUGUGGUGGGAGGAAGAGGGGGUAUUGGGACGCGGUUAGUUGGAGGAAUGUGGAGGGGGAGGGCGAUGAGACCGCGGAGGGUGGCGAUUUGGUAGAUGCUAUGAAGAAGCUUGAUGAGAGGGGUGUUAGGAGGGCUAUGAGGGGGUUGGGGAGGGAGGGGCGGGGGAGAAUUAUCCAGAUCAUACUUGAAUCAACCCUCCCAGGCGACAUCCCCCUUCAAAUCCUCCUCCUUCAAAAAUACCUCAAAAGCUCAUUCGACAUCAUCGGUUUCCUCGCUCCUGAGAUCGCUCUUCAGAUCUUGAGCAAGUUGAGCGUGAAAGAGGUUGUUAGGGCUGGGCUAGUCUCGAAAAAAUGGUACACCGCAACUCGUCAUCCUGCAUUGUGGAGGUGGCAUUGUCUGCGCUUGACUAUCAGUGAUCCGGUCCGUGUGAGGGCACCGGCGAAGCCUGAGGGAUGGUACCCUCUCUACCGCUCCCUCCAUCAUCGCGAGUCCAAUUUUGCGCAUGCGCUUCCGCAGAGCAUACGCUUCUUGAAUGGACAUACAAAUUUCUGUACGACGUUGUUGUUGAGAGGCAAGCGCCUCAUCUCAGGCUCCUAUGAUGAAACCAUCCGUUUCUGGGACAAUCGACACCGGCGAGAUGAAAAACCUGUGAGCUGUGUGGAUUUCUUGGCAGAGGAAGAGGUUUUCGUGGUUGGGUUUCAUGAUGUUGGCCGCGUUCACCUUUUUUCCUCCGUCACAUUCACGCCUCUUCAACAACUUGCCGGACACCUCAACGGUAUCCGCGCCGUUGCGCUUUCCUCCAAGAAUCUCGUCAGCGCAGGCGCUGAUAAGGCUCUCGUGUGUUGGGAUUGGCGCGCCGGGACGAAGAUUGUGAGGUUUGGACAGCAGACAACGAUUAAUAUCGGUGUGCAGAUCGUCCAAGGGGGCACAGAAGCGGAAGGAGAGCGUGUAGUGGGUGUGACUAUCGAUGGCAUCGUUCGGGUUUUCUCGAUUAAGAGGAGAGAGAUGAUCUCGCAGUUUAAGCUCAGUGAACUCGGUGGUAGCGACCCUGUGCUGCAUGCGAAGCUGUUUAAUGUGGGCUCUGCGCCUAAUAAUAUGUUGCAGUGGUUCGCGGCCAAAGGCUCGCAGAUGACUUGCGCGACUAAAUCUGUGAUCUUGCAUCUGCAAUGGACCGAAGGUGAAGACGAGAAGACUCCUGCCGAGACUACUACAAUGAGCCCUACGUUCACUGGAAGGACUCUUACCUCUCCUACGCCCUCCUCCCUUAACCCGAGAUCACGCGCUGUCUCAUCCCUUAUACGGCCCACGCAGGUGUCUACUCCCCAGCGCAGACAGUCUGCACUUGGGGUGAGUACAUCGGGCUUGCCCAAAUCGCGUCUUUCGCUUGGGACACCUUCUACGCCUCUCACCUCCAAUCUCAGCGCAUCUCACCUCUCAGGUAUAUCACCAUCUCCACUCUCCCUACUCCCUCGAUCUGGCACUCCGCUGUCCCCGAUGGGUGCACCGUUAUCCCCUAUGGGUGCGGCGGGUGCAGAUGGGUUUGCGAUUCGGUUCGGGCGGGCGGCGAUUCUGACUGCACCUCCCAAGCUCGUUGCGCUCGUAGAGACGCCUGAUGUUGCUGUUGGGGCAGUGGAUCCUAGGAAGAGGAGGGUGGUUACUGCUACGAGGUUUAGUUCGCGAGCGGGGGCUGAUCGGAGGGUUCUGAUGUCGACCCAUAAAGACAAGGACAAGGUUGAUGUCCUUGAUGGUCCAGUCGAUGAAGACACGGGGCCUACGACGGACCAUGCAAAUCCGAUGCUUCUCGUCCCCGACGCCGAGCGUGCAUGGGCGGCGCUUGCUCGUGCCACGCACGAGGGUGUGAAAGGUCUUCUAGGUCCGUUGCCGCCCAAGUUCACGGGCUUGGCGGUGCCAGAGAAGAACCCGAUGUCAAUGCAACUCACGCAUGAGGAGGUAGUGGUAGGGUGCGCGGAUGGGACAAUUUACGUGAUGAAUUUCUUGGGGCAUGAGUAUGUGAAGGAGAGGUCUAGGAUGGAGGAAGGGGUUGAGGAGGAGGAGAGCAGUGAGGAAGAGGAUGCAUCUGUGGAUAGGAGUUUAAUUUUUGGGGCUUGAAGGGCAUCGAAUAUUCACGCAACCGCACCAAAAGGACGGGCACCAAUACCACACCGAACAACUAGCAAAGGAAUACCAACUACUAUCGCACUGGAUGGAACGCAUAGACUAGAACAUUCAACAAUUUCGAUCGACAGGACAACUACUUACGCAGCACACUCGUUUUAUAUCAUUAAUGACUCGUUAUUUGGAUUAUCGUUAGUUAGAAGUAGAGACAAAUGACUCUUCAUGCAUAUGCAUGGCUCGUAUCGAUUCUCUUCUUUUGCGUCC